AAUUGUAGUUCCGGGAUCUGGCGCUACUUCCCACGAUGGAAAAGGAACUGGGAAAGCCUUACAGGGCGUAAGAAUACGUCGGAGUUACACGUCGCCACUAGCAGGUGCACAGUAUUGGGAAGUCUUACGUCCGAGGCGAGAGAUGGCAUAGCAUAUGGCGUUUUCUCUUUAAAACUAUAGGGGAAAAACGAAGAGGCACGUCCUCCAGAAACCUUAGCGUGCGUUCGCUAGAAUAAUGUCACGAGUGGCUAUCAGCUGACUUGUUUACUCCCAGGUGUCCCACCAUAUUGAACUCAAUCAGCAAAAUGUCAGGUACCUACACUCCAGCACCUGGUGGGCCAUUCUCGGCUCUUACCCCAAGUAUGUGGCCCCAGGACAUUUUGGCCAAGUACCAUCAAAAAGACUCUUCACAGCAGCCUGAACUCCAGUAUGAUGAAUUUGGCUUUAGGGUGGACACAGAGGAUGGUGGGGAGCCUAAGUCUUGGCUGAGCACUGAGGGCUCGCCCCAGCGUGAAGACGCCCAGCAGCGACUGCGUUGGCAAGCCCACCUGGAGUUCACCCAUAACCACACAGUAGGUGACCUGACCUGGGAUCUUAUUGAUCCUGUCCUUCCACGCUCUGAGCGUUUGCAUUCCUUGGUGCUAGGAGGAAUACCUCAUAGUAUGAGACCACAGCUUUGGAUGCGUCUGUCUGGAGCCCUUCAAAAGAAGAGGACCUCUGAGAUCUCUUACAGAGAAAUCAUCAAGAACAGCUCUAAUGAUGACACCACAGUUGCUAAACAGAUAGAGAAGGACUUGUUACGGACUAUGCCAACCAAUGCGUGUUUCAAUAGUCUGACCAGUGUUGGAGUGCCAAGGCUGAGACGUGUACUGAGAAGCCUAGCAUGGCUCUACCCUGACAUUGGGUACUGUCAGGGAACUGGCAUGGUUGUUUCCUGCCUGUUGCUCUUUCUCGAGGAGGAGGAUGCACUAUGGAUGAUGUGCGCCCUGAUCGAAGAUCUUCUUCCUCCAUCUUACUUUUCCUCCACUCUGCUGGGCGUUCAAACAGAUCAGAGAGUUCUCCGCCAACUUAUUGUUCAGUACCUGCCGGCCCUUGACCGCCUUUUGCAGGAGCAUGACAUAGAGUUGUCACUGAUCACAUUGCACUGGUUCCUGACAUCAUUUGCCAGUGUGGUGGAUAUCCGUCUGCUCCUAAGAAUCUGGGAUCUGCUCUUCUAUGAAGGGUCACUUGUGCUUUUCCAGGUGACACUGGGCAUGCUCAAGAUCAAGGAGGAGGAACUUGUGUCAUCAGAGAACUCUGCAUCCAUUUUUAAUACUCUUUCGGAUUUGCCGAGCCAGCUGAGAGACGCACCUGCAGUUCUAGGGGAGGCUAUGAGGCUAGCAGGGACACUCUCCCAAGAAACUCUGGAAGCUCACAGACACAAGCACCUAGCCUACAUCCUAAAUGAACAGGCACAGCUCAGCAAUGGCAACAACACAACACUCAACACCAAUCUCAACAAGGUGGUGAGGAGGCAGUCGCUGCGCAGGAAAUCCACCCUGACCUCCCUGCUUUUUGGGGAGGAUGAGGCAGAAGCUUUGAAGUCAAAGAACAUAAAGCAGACUGAGUUGGUGGCCUCCUUGCGAGAGGCCAUAACCCGCAUUGCAGAGCACUUCCAUUGUCUGGAUCCACGCCACUCCAGCACUGAUCUGACUCCAGACUACUCCAUGGAGAGUCAUCAGCGGGAUCAUGAAAACUUUCUUGUGGUAUCUCGCAACCGACGGAGACGAGCAAAGGCUUUGCUAGACUUUGAGCGUCAUGAUGAUGAUGAACUGGGCUUUAGAAAGAAUGACAUCAUCACUAUUAUUUCGCAAAAGGACGAACAUUGCUGGGUUGGUGAACUCAACAGCCUUAGAGGCUGGUUUCCAGCAAAGUUUGUUGAGAUCCUUGAUGAAAGGAGCAAGGAGUACUCACUAGCAGGUGACGACUCUGUGACAGAGGCAGUGACAGACCUGGCCAGAGGGACUCUAUGUCCAGCUCUGAAGGCUAUCUUUCAGCAUGGUCUGAAGAAACCAUCUAUACUUGGAGGGCCAUGUCACCCGUGGUUAUUCAUAGAGGAGGCGGCCAGCAGGGAGGUAGAGAGGGACUUCAAUUCUGUUUACUCAAGGCUAGUCCUGUGUAAAACCUACAGGUUAGAUGAAGAUGGAAAAGUACUAACGCCAGAGGAGCUGCUUUACAGAGCAGUGCAGUCAGUCAACAUGAGCCAUGAUGCAGCACAUGCCCAAAUGGAUGUCAAGUUUAGGUCUCUUGUGUGUGUUGGCCUGAAUGAGCAGGUGCUGCACUUAUGGUUGGAGGUGUUGUGCUCCAGCAUGGCGGCUGUAGAAAAAUGGUAUCACCCAUGGUCAUUCCUUCGUAGCCCCGGAUGGGUUCAAAUCAAGUGUGAGCUCAGGGUCCUGUCAAAGUUUGCCUUCAGUCUCUCCCAAGAUUGUGAGCUUCCCGACAAAAAAGAGGAAAAGGAGCAGAAGCCACUGAAAGAGGGAGUGCAGGAUAUGUUGGUGAAACAUCACCUGUUCAGCUGGGACAUUGAUGGAUAAAUGUGCAGCAAAAAUGGCUGAAACCUACAACUUGGUCUCAAAGUCAUAGCUUAGCCUUUUUUUUUUUUUUUUGUUCUUUAAAUGUUAAAAAAAAGUGCAGAGACAAGAAAUCUAGACACUACUGUCAGCCUGCUAAAAGAAGUGACUACUUCACCAACCGGUUCACCCUCUCAUCCUGUGUCAGUUUUGGACAAUGGUAACACCCAAAUGACUGAAACUCAACUGGCUCGUGUUGGCUGAAGCAUGUGCACAUCAUUGUACAUAAUUUAAACGGAUCAAUACCCAGUACUGGAGGUUUCACUGCAAGGUUUAAAUACAUAUAUAUCUAAUAUAUCUAUAUAAACAUCUUACACACUCCUGCCACAGAAAGAGUUUGUACAUCUAGGACAGACUACAACAUAUGACCGAACAGCAUUUUUUUUUU
Molecule: messenger RNA, 2997 nt
Organism: Haplochromis burtoni (Burton's mouthbrooder)
Lineage: Eukaryota; Metazoa; Chordata; Actinopteri; Cichliformes; Cichlidae
Gene: sgsm3
Product: small G protein signaling modulator 3
Exons: 21
Coding region: 306-2573 (755 amino acids)
Molecular function (GO): protein binding
Source: RefSeq, a predicted model, not a curated record